AUGGCGCCCCUUUUGAAUGGUAUGGCUGCAGGCAUACUGUUAUCAGCUGCGGUCGUCUCCGGUCAGGGAAUUUCCAGACUGGGUGCCAGUCCAAGCUAUCAAGGGUUUAACAACAUCUGCCCCGAGCGAUGCAUUGUCACGGGACCCAACCCCUCCAAUUGGUCGACGUACCACAAUAUGAAACAGCUCGAAAGGUGUGACCUGCCUCUGUUCUAUGGCUUCAAUAUGUACGAUGAUAUCGAUGAUACCGACACUUAUCACCGUAUCCUCGCUAGCACAGCAUACGGCAAUGACUGGAGAGAAAACAGUCAGGCCCAUUUGCAACUUUCUCGCCCCGUGAAGGAGCACAAGGUCAACUAUGAGAUCGGCUGGUCGUCAUAUUCAGAAGGCACUGAAUCCGAGUACCGCUCCUUAAUCAGACAAAUGCGUGAUUAUAUUGCCCGCGGACACCUUACCCCCAGCAAGACAGCUAUGCUAUAUUCUCGCUUUGGUGCCACUUCAGCUGGUAUCUACAUUGGCAACAGUCUAUAA
Molecule: messenger RNA, 531 nt
Organism: Penicillium samsonianum
Lineage: Eukaryota; Fungi; Ascomycota; Eurotiomycetes; Eurotiales; Aspergillaceae
Exons: 1
Coding region: 1-531 (176 amino acids)
Source: RefSeq, a predicted model, not a curated record